Bemisia tabaci is the source of this 590-nucleotide messenger RNA. Lineage: Eukaryota; Metazoa; Arthropoda; Insecta; Hemiptera; Aleyrodidae. The record is from RefSeq and is a predicted model, not a curated record.
UUUUCAGGCUGGAAGAAAUUUUGGUGAAGAUGUGUCGUUAGUCGAGCUGGGACUGCUGACUGGGACGUUCAUGGAGGGUCGAAAGAAGGAAUUGCGGCUUGUCAAGACAUUCGAUCCAAAAUGGCCGGGACGAGAUCAAAUACCCAAAAACUUCGACGCCCGUCAAAAAUGGCGUAAAAUGUGCCCCAGAAUCGGAGAAGUGGUGGACCAAGGACGCUGCGGCUCUUGUUGGGCCAUCUCUGCGGCUGGCUCUUUUACCGACAGAUACUGUAUCGCCACCAAUGGCAAGCAUCAAAUGCGGCUAUCAGCAGCAAAUGUUCUCUCCUGCUGCCGUGACUGUGGUGAUGGAUGCGACGGAGGGUGGGAGCAUUUGGCUUGGGGCUACUUCAACAAGCACGGUUUACCGACCGGUGGUAGGUGGAACACAACGGAAGGCUGCCAACCGUACAACAUCCCAUCUCCGUGCAAACGCAGUUACAACAGGCACUGCCCUUACAAAACCUGCCCAAUAUACGACGUAACGCCAAAAUGUCAGACUCACUGUACCAACGAAGCAUACGGAAAAACAUUGAGAAAAGACCGCCACUUCA